AAAUCUUUUGUCCCAGUGCUCUCUCCCAGUUUAGAGAUCAGACUGUCUGCCGGAUUGGCUAUGCAAUGUUCUCAAUAAAUUUGAGUCAGCACUAGAAUCUGCUCUGCAGUCCUCUGAAUAGCUGAUCAGAUGGAUGCAGAGCUCCAGCUCACAGCAGCACAAUGCAGCUGAAAGGCACAAGCACAACUACCAGCAUCAAGCGUCCUUAAGCAAGAGCUGGAUUAAUGCCCUUCAGCUGAUCGCACCAUCCGCAUUAGCUAUGUAUUGAUUCUGAAUGGGAAGACUAAGUGUUGCAGGUAAGCAUGGAUUACCAAAUCAAGCCCUCACCAGGACUCCUGAUUCUUUUAUGUUCUGUACCAAACAUCUUCUGUCUCUGCCCCUUGAAGUGUACUUGCAUCAUGAAAAACAGAAAUGUUGACUGUUCAGCAAGCAGCCUGACUGCAUUGCCACAUGGACUCCAGGACAAUAUCAUACAUCUGAACUUGUCUUUCAACCAGCUAUCUAAUAUAGACCAUCAAUUGACUAGGUUUACUAACCUGAGAUUUAUUGACCUGUCCCACAACUUGCUUAACCACCUCCCUUCCCAUUUGCCAAGGUCUCUUUGGGCAUUAUAUGCUUCAAACAACAGCAUCAAAGUGCUUCAUAAAUUGGAUACUGCAUACCAGUGGAACCUAAAAGUGCUUGAUAUCUCCAAAAACAGCCUGCAGAGGACAGUGUUUAUUAACAAUACACUGAUUAGUCUGCAGCUUCUGAAUCUAAGCUACAACCAGCUUUGGACUGUACCGACCAAUAUGCCAAGUAAUAUACUAACAAUAGAUUUAUCCAAUAAUUCUUUAAUACAGAUAUUGCCAGGAACACUGAUGAGAAUGCCAAAGCUUCAGAAACUGUAUCUGCACAACAAUAGAUUCACCUAUAUACCAACCAAUGCUUUAGACCACCUGACGCAUUUAAUAGAGAUCACCCUGUACAACAACCCAUGGUCCUGCAAAGACAUGCAAGAUAUGAACUAUGUUAUGACAUGGGUGGAAGAAAACAAUAAUGUAAUAGGUUCUCCAUGUGCCAAGGAAAGAUAUAAAUUUACCAAGCAAUUUUCAACUGAAUAUGAAGCACAAAGUGAAGUCACAACUGACAACAUUCCACUGUUUACUACAAGCCAUUCGCUUUUGUUAGAAGUGCAAGAGCCUAAGCGGUACAAAAAUGUACAAUACCCAGAGGAUUUAACUGCAGCCCCGGUUAAUACAAGCAGCAUUCUACAUGCAAGCACAGAGGACUCUGUAAUGAUUGAUGAAAAUUCUGCAGAUGGAAUGAUUCAUUUAGAGUUUAAUACUUUUGGGAAUGAAAUAGACAAUCAAAUGAAUUCCAAUGAAAUGCAGGAAACUAACUUGUAUGAUUCCACGGUUAUCGUGAGCUUUGAUAAUAUAUUAAAUAAUGAUAACAAUUUAACCCUGCCAAGCACAACUGUAUCUGUUGAGAUACAAGCCACAACAGUACAACUGAAUGAUCAUGCACCCUCAUCAGCUGUACAGAAAGAGAAGUGCACUGCAAUUCCCUUUUUCAUAAUCUUCCUUGUUCUGAGGACUGUUUAACGGCAUGCCACAAAAUAGGGAACGGGGAAAGGUUUGAAAGCUAUUUGAUGAGCUAAAGUCUGCAUUUCUGUCGCCAACUCUGCCAAGGAUUUAAAGAUUUACAAACCAGCACUGCUUUAAUGAAAACUGAAUGUGAAUCAUUUAAUAUCUCUGUACUAAUGCACAAACGUUUAAUCUAUAUAUGUAAUGCAUAUUCAUACAAUAAAUGUUU
This is a messenger RNA of Nanorana parkeri, 1797 nucleotides long. It is a transcript of the gene OMG, whose product is annotated as oligodendrocyte myelin glycoprotein. NCBI's taxonomy places the organism in Eukaryota, Metazoa, Chordata, Amphibia, Anura, Dicroglossidae. The transcript is spliced from 2 exons. Gene Ontology annotation, biological process: neuron projection regeneration. The coding region runs from base 303 to 1586 and encodes 427 amino acids. Gene Ontology annotation, molecular function: protein binding. The record is from RefSeq and is a predicted model, not a curated record.